CAGACCCGACAAACCCCCGCGCACAGUUCGAGGCUGUAGGCUGUAGCACUUUGUUUCGCUAUAGUGAGCAAGUUGUUUGGAAGGAAAGGGGACUAGUGGAGGAGCGCGCGCGCGAGAGAGAGAGAGACACACACACCCACAGAGAGAGAGAGACAGAGGAAGGGAGGGGGCGAGCUAGCAAAGGACAGAAGAGAGAAAGAAAGAGAGAGAGGGAAAGAGAACCAUCUCGUAAUGUCUCUCUUCUUGUUCUCCAUUUAGUGAACUAGCGGCGUUUCGCAGAUAAUGUCCGAGAAUGUCCAUUUCUGGGACUUUGAGCAACUAUUACGUGGACUCCAUCAUAAGUCACGAGAGCGAUGAACUCUCAACCCCGGCUCGCUUUCCCAGCGUCCAGUAUUCCAGCUCGAGCUCCGCCGCCGCCGCCGCCGCGGGCGGGAGGCAGCCCGGCGGCGCGGAGCAUCCCCUUCCCGAGUCGUACCCAUCAUGCAGCUUCCAGCCGAAGCCUCCGGUCUUCUCGUCGUCCUGGAGCCCGUUCAGUCCACACCACGGUGCCAGUGGCCUCCCCACUGUCUACCACCCUUACAUCCCAGCCCAGCACGUGCCCGCCGCGGACACACGGUACCUACGCUCAUGGCUGGACUGUGCACCGCGCGGCUCCGAAUCUGUCCUGGGGCAGAGCCAGACGGGGCAGGUCAAGCUGGAGCCUCAGCUCGGCCAUCUCGGCGGAGAGAUCCCACCCAAAAUCGGCGGACAUCACCAGCACGAGACCACCACGUACAUUUUGGAGUCGACGUCCACGGCGGCGCACGAGCUAAGCCACCAUCAGGCCGCCAUCCCGAGAGCAGGGUUCGAAGAAAAUAAGGACAUUUGUGAAGUGAGUGAGGACAAAGACGGCCUGGAUCAAAAUGACCCUUCGGCCAACUGGCUGCAUGCGCGCUCCUCCAGGAAGAAGCGGUGCCCGUACACCAAAUACCAGACGCUUGAGCUGGAGAAGGAGUUCCUGUUCAACAUGUACCUCACGCGGGACCGGCGGCAUGAGGUGGCGCGCGCGCUCAACCUGACGGAGCGGCAGGUGAAGAUCUGGUUCCAGAACCGGAGGAUGAAAAUGAAGAAACAGAGCAAGGAUCAACCCAAGGACUAGCGGGAAUCUCACUCGAGGACGCACAUACACAUCCAGACACACACGCACGCACGCUCAUACCAUGUAUCCAAUUUGAAGUCCCAUAUUACUUAUGUCUCGAACACGAAAUGGCCUUCCCAAUAACUGAAAAACACACACACACACACACACACACACACACACACACACACACACACAUACCUGCAAUUUCCAAUUUGUUUUAAUUUCCAGGCACUACCACGUAAGCUUUAGUCCUACACCAAUCUAUACAUCUGAUCAAUUGAUCACUAACAGACUCUGAGGACGCCGCCAUGUUAACACUGAAGUCUUAAGAAGCUCGGAAACGCUAUGUCUGGUGUUAGAAGGAGGCAACUUUUGAACUUUGGAAUAAUUUAAGUUUGCAGUCAUGGAGGAUGAAAAAACUCACACACCAACAGCAAUUCCUCCUGGACCUCCUCUCCUUUAAAUGGGUCGGACUCCAUGUAAAACUGCAGAUUGGACUGUUUGUUUGAUUAACUGAUAGCUCUUCAUAGUUGUAUACGCUAUUAUUUAGGCUCUGGUAUUAGGCUGCAUUAUGGAAACGAAGAACGCAGCAAACCGACUGGUGAUGCUACAACAGAUGGGGGGGGGGCAGACUGAGAGAGGGAUGUUUUACUUUUUCUCAAGCACUACUCUUCCUUUUAUUACUAGUUAUUUAUUGUUCCGUCGCUGACAUCGGAGGCGCGUGGAGGUGCUGAAACCGAGGUUUCACAUGACCAAUAAACACGGAGCCGAGUGGGAUGAAGACACACACACACACACACACUCUCUCACACAGGUUCAUCCUUCUUUUUCUUCUCCUUUUUUCUUGUUUCUCUCGUUGCUGGCAGAAUUUGAUUAGAAAGCGCCUGAUGCUCGGCGUUGAUACAAGCAGCAAGCCGCCGUUUGUUUCCCGGUUGUCGACCUAAGUAAUGAGCAGAUACCGGAGGGGGAGGAGAAGUGAUGGGGUGCCGAGGGUGUUAACCCGACUCAGCAACCGGGGAUCCGCUAAGGCUGCUGUCGAUAUCGUUGAUCUCCACCCUUCAGCUUGCUCUCCAGAUGCUUUAUGCGCUGCGGCUCAUCUGAUUCCUUUAAUGACUGUCGAUAGUCGUCCCCUCCGCUUCGUGGGCAGAGCUUCAGUGAGCAGAGUUGAGCUGAGAGGAGAGUGCAGCCCAAAGCACCAGAUUGUUUUAAUCAUAUCCGUCCUUAUUUAAAUUAGGCCUCAAGCAUCAGGACUCAAGUUUUCUUCUCGAAUUCUGUGCCUAUAUGCUUUCGCACCACGCACUCUCAAACAGCGUUAAACACAGGUGACACAGGCGCUUCUUCAAUUCAAUUCAAUUUUAUUUACAGUAUCAAAUCAUAACAAUAGUUAUCUCAAGG
This is a messenger RNA of Perca flavescens (yellow perch), 2515 nucleotides long. RefSeq names its product homeobox B9a (gene hoxb9a). Lineage: Eukaryota; Metazoa; Chordata; Actinopteri; Perciformes; Percidae. The record is from RefSeq and is a predicted model, not a curated record. Bases 293 to 1138 code for a protein of 281 amino acids. The transcript is spliced from 2 exons. Gene Ontology annotation, molecular function: RNA polymerase II cis-regulatory region sequence-specific DNA binding; DNA-binding transcription factor activity, RNA polymerase II-specific. Gene Ontology annotation, cellular component: nucleus. Gene Ontology annotation, biological process: DNA-templated transcription; anterior/posterior pattern specification; embryonic skeletal system morphogenesis.